CAACUUGCCAGGCGAUUACUUUACAAUCACCACAAUGCCUCCGCGUCUCCCACUAUCUAUCUCCUUCCGACCCACCUUCUCCUACCGCAUCACGGUCGCGAGAUUCAGCACGACCAGCGACAAUGCCGUGAUCCAGACCCAACACGUCCCCGCCCCAGGAUCGGGGAGUAUUCGCGUUCUGCUCCUGAACCGACCCAACGCACGCAAUGCCAUCUCCCGUGAUCUGCUCAAUGGACUGGCCAAGAAUGUCCAGUCGAUUGCCGCUGAAGGGGGCUCAGGUCCCACCCGGGCCCUCGUUAUAGCCAGCAACGUCGACUCGGCCUUCUGCGCGGGCGCAGACCUCAAGGAGCGCGCGACCAUGUCUCGGGAAGAGACAGCCGAAUUCCUAACUACUCUCCGAACGACCUUCCGUAACCUCUCGGAGCUUCCCAUACCCACCAUCUCCGCCAUCUCCUCCAUGGCCCUCGGCGGCGGUCUCGAGCUCGCUUUGUGCACACAUCUCCGCGUCUUCGGCUCCUCGAGCAUGGUCGGACUCCCCGAGACAAGACUGGCUAUUAUCCCCGGUGCCGGAGGUACCUAUCGUCUUCCGAGCCUAAUUGGCGUGAACCGGGCUCGGGAUCUCAUUCUCACCGGACGGCGGGUUUCGGGCCCAGAGUCAUAUUUCAUCGGUCUUUGCGAUCGGCUCGUGGAGGUGCUCCCGGAGGAGGAAGCCAAGGAAGGAGUGGCGAGGGAGAAGGUCAUUAGGGAGAGUAUCAAGCUCGCAUUGGAUAUUUGCGAGGGCGGGCCGAUUGCCAUCAAGCAGGCGCUGAAGGCUGUGAGCGAGUUCCAACGGGGCGAGGAGGCCGAAAACGAGGCGUAUCUGGGAGUGAUGGGCACCGAGGAUCGGUUUGAGGCUCUCAGGGCGUUUGCGGAAAAGCGGAAGCCUGUGUUCAGGGGGCGAUGAGGUCGUGUUGCCCGAUUACGUGGUUGUAAGCCGACACGCCCAAUGGACAUUGUGACUCAGGUAGGACAAAGUCGUACUGGAAAAGAUUCUAGAACUAGCUAGUUUGUGAGUCAUGUAAUCGUAUCCUGGAAUAAUUUAUGGUUGAGUCCCGUUGGAC
Aspergillus sclerotioniger CBS 115572 is the source of this 1100-nucleotide messenger RNA. Its product is annotated as putative mitochondrial methylglutaconyl-CoA hydratase (Auh). Bases 35 to 943 code for a protein of 302 amino acids. Gene Ontology annotation, molecular function: enoyl-CoA hydratase activity. The record is from RefSeq and is a predicted model, not a curated record. NCBI's taxonomy places the organism in Eukaryota, Fungi, Ascomycota, Eurotiomycetes, Eurotiales, Aspergillaceae. The transcript is spliced from 2 exons. Gene Ontology annotation, cellular component: mitochondrion. Gene Ontology annotation, biological process: fatty acid beta-oxidation.